AUACUGAACAUUUUAGUUAUGGCGUGCCUUAAGCCACGCAUUGUGUAGCUGAGUGGUUUAUUCCUAAGAUUUUUAAAAUAUUUGCAUUAAAUAACUUCCUCCGCAGCGAAUGGGUGCCGUCGGAAUGAGUCAAAACUGCCGAUAAAAACAUCACAAUAAUCCACAAAUAUCCCUAGUGAAAUCUGGCGUGCUUGCAAUAAACAAAUGCAUAACUAAGACGACUUUAAACACUUACUUCUGGGCAAAAUAGAGUUAUAUCUAUCUGUAACGUAGUUUUUUUUUCCAGUGAAAGGUUGAGAUGUGUUGUUUUAAACAGCUAGAGGGAUCAUGAUGUUUGCCUGCGUCCCCAUGCCGACCCUGAGAGCCAUGCUGUCCAAGGAUCUGCAUCCCCAGCAGUAUGGGCGAGUCUUUGGGAUGCUCCAGCUGCUUCUGGCUGUGACCGAUCUCUUGUCUAACGUCUUUUUCACCUCCGUUUACCCGCUAACUCUCGGCUGGUUCAGCGGCUUCUGCUUCCUCCUCUCCUGUGCUGUUAGUUACAUCAGCGCUGUCCCGAUCAUUUAUCGAAAUGGCAGAGACACGCGUCUCGGAUCCAUUUGAAACGUUGACCUACAGGAAAAGGUGUCUGUUCUCGUUUUGAUUCAGCACUAUGGAGCGUGAUGGAAAAAUAAUAGGAUUCAUGCAAGCAAUGCUUCCGCAUUCUUCCCCAAAAAGCAUUGCAUUACCUGAUGAACUUUGCAUUUGAUAAGAAAAAAUGUUUCUGUACUCUCGCAAAAAUAAGGCAUGCACAGCAAAAAUCGCAAUGC
Molecule: messenger RNA, 803 nt
Organism: Puntigrus tetrazona (Sumatra barb)
Lineage: Eukaryota; Metazoa; Chordata; Actinopteri; Cypriniformes; Cyprinidae
Product: thymic stromal cotransporter homolog
Exons: 3
Coding region: 328-597 (89 amino acids)
Biological process (GO): transmembrane transport
Cellular component (GO): membrane
Molecular function (GO): transmembrane transporter activity
Source: RefSeq, a predicted model, not a curated record